AUGGUCACAUCGCAUUCGUGUGAACAGUUGGCCGAAUUAGCCAGACUGUCGAGUAGCAACAGGACUUCUCAACCGACGCCAAGGAAGUCAUCAGAAGAAGCGACGGCUGGGCGAAAGGAUCAAGCCGAGUGGUGUCGGGACCACUUGGUAAUGCGAAGUGGCGAAGGCGACCUACGACUCUCUCCUCAACGCUUCCGCACAUCCUCGGCCUGGCGAUCCUGCUCCCCGAACUCCGCACUGAUCGCCUCUGGUCUGCAGGGGCUAUGUAGAGGGCCCGGCUUGCUUCCGGCCUCCAGCUCCUCUGGUGUUAGUGCUACCGCAUCUUCAAUCGACGAAGCUGAGGUCGAGCUGGACGGAAGACUGAUCAAAGCGGUGGUCACACAAGACGGGCGGCUUUUGCCGGUGCAAAGUUUUGGUCAAAAUGUGCGACGAACCUCGGUGGCCAGACCUUCGGUGCCAGGCUCCAGGAUUCCAGGACCAUCCAUAGGAUCCGGAUCUAGAGAAACUGGUUGCCAAAAGGUCUGA
Molecule: messenger RNA, 525 nt
Organism: Protopolystoma xenopodis
Lineage: Eukaryota; Metazoa; Platyhelminthes; Monogenea; Polystomatidea; Polystomatidae
Source: the annotation of a GenBank genome assembly